GGGUGGUGUCUAUCAGGCAGUGGGGGCGUCUCUCUCAUGUAGUGGGAGGACUUUUUCUGGCAGUGGGGGUGUCUUUCAGACAGUGGGGGUGUCUCUCUGGCAGUGGGAGGUGUCUCACAGUUGGUAGGGGUAUCCUAUUCUCUGUCCUUUUAUUCCCUCAGUGGAGCCGGUGCACUGAGACUGUGACCCCUGGAUAGUAUCAGCUGGGAAAAGAGGAGAACAAGAAAUUGGAAAAUUAGGGAAAUUCCAAAUAGAAUCUGGAUGAUAAAGUGACCAUCCUGGCAUCCAGGACACCUGCAGUGUGCUACUGAGACAUCGCUGAGUGGGCACUCCUACCCGAGACACCCAGGAGGGCACACACCCAUUCCAGCAGCAGUCUCUGCCCUUCUCCUGCCAACAUGGAUCUGCUCCUACUGUUAGCUUUGCUGCCAGGUGAGUGCACACUCACACUCUGUCGUUAAGUUGUACUCUGCAGUCACUCAUUAUCUUCACCUUGAUACAAAAUCUCCUUUUUUUAUCACUCUUUCUCUGCAUUGUGUUACUAAGGGGCACACACUACUGUCUGUCACCCUGUGGACCACUCACACUGUCAUGUAGUGACAUACAUUACUAUCUAUCACAUUGAGGACACUUGCUGAUUGACUGCAACUGUGUAUCAUUCUGAAUUAGGUUCACAUUUACAGCAGUCCUCCAUACACAGAUAACACACAGCAGGGGGUUGCAGUCCCUUGGAUAAAAAAUUAAAAAAAAAGCAAAAGGAUAAUUGUGUAGACACAUACAGUAACAAAAAUCUAUUUGUACACCCCCACACAUAUCAAUAAAGAAUGGGGAUUUGGGUUUAUACUGGGUGGGGAUCAUGGUUUGAAUUUUUAUCUAGGAGUGUCUUGGGGGAUAUAGAUGUGUGGGAUAUUUGGGACACAUUCCAGAUAAUUUUUUGGUACUCUUUGGCAUAUGAUGAGAAUGGUAUAAGCAUAUGAAUGAACAGAUUGCUGGAAUGUUGCAAUGUUUGUAAAGAUUCGAAUAUUUGGUUAUUUACAGAGGGGUGGGGAAUUGGCAUGUACACAGAUGUGCAAAAUAUGUGGCUGUGAAGAGGCAGUGUUGGCUUGUGUACAGAGGAGAAGGGCAUGUGGCUUACAGUACAGUCCCCAUCACAGCUAUGAGCUCUAACAACCAUUAGGAUAUCUAUAUGAGAUGCUUCAGAGUGGGAAAUUCUAAAUCUUAAUUUGAAAUCAUUUUGCACCUGUUAUGAUAAUGAAAUUGUGAAAACAUCAAUAAUUCAACUAAAAUUCAUCUCUAGGGUAAUAUGUGUCUAACACAUGGUUGGUAUGGAGAUAUGCUAUCAUUAUAAGACAUAAAUUGUUGUUUACUCACUAAAUAAGAAACUUGGAUGUAAUAAGUGAAUAGCACAUUUUGAAAAAUAGCUGAGUUGUAUUUUAUUUUCCAAUCUAGCAUUCUGAACCUAAAAUCUCCAAUUUCUUUGCCACUUCACUAUUCCUAGUUUACAUAAUUAAAUUCAGCUAACUGGGCUGUAAAAUGAUAGUCUUUGGACUAGCAUUAUAUUGACUGCUUUUUGAAAAGGGCAUUAUAUUGAUUUACAUGUCAAACAGGUCUAAGCUAAUGCCUCCUUCUGGAAAUUCUUGGGCUACAGCUAGGACUGCAUGUAUUUAAUUACUCCUUUAAGUGAUGGUAUACUUCUAUUGUAAAAAGGGUACAUCCCACUAAUUAUCAAUAGCAGUUCAGUAUAGAACUUCCAAUGUAGGGUAUAUUGGACCAGAUUGCGAUGACAGAAUGAAGUGUUAUUGGUCCAUAACUGGAUAAUUCAAUAGAGAGUGUAUUCUAUAAAUCAAUGGCAGUCAACAUAUCACUGUCCAGUUUUUGUAGAAUUAAAAGCCCAUGACGCUUAACCAGAUGCAGACGCUCUUCUUUUCCAUAGAGACUAUCAUAAUUCCCUUAAUUUAUUUGCACCGAAGAUGACUGCACAAGAUUCUGCUGGUUAGCCCAUUCAUCUAAAUUAAAAAAGCAACGCAUUAUUACAAAUUCUAUCACUCUUAGCCAGCCUUUGAAAAAAGCGUAUGGUGUCACCAGAUGUAGGGCAACAAUGCUAUGGCAGCACAUCUUGCAUUGUAUGAAUAUAAUAUUGUGUUAGGGUGACGGCUUUGGGUCAUGGGAGUUGUCAUCCAAAUAAUUUGGGAGUAUGUCGCAUUUGCUGUUUGUUGAUAUUAAGGGUAUACUAUUUAUGAUGAAUUUUGUGGUGCGGGAAGUACUCAUCACAUUUUCUUUCUACUGCAAAUACAGGAGUAGCAUAAAUUACAAACUUUUGUUAUUACUUUGUCUAUUUAACAUGUACUUGCUAUAGUACACAGAGGUAAUGAUUACACAUGGCUAAUUAAGACAUUAAUUCUCAUAAUUUACUCAGCAAAUUAGGGCUUGGAUUUAAAUAGUACGAUAACCUGGGUUAUUCACCAAAAUGGAAAUUUAGAAGAACUGAUUCAAUCACUGCAAAUUUUAGGCCAACAUCGAGAUGGAGAAACUCAAAAAAAGGUCAUUUAGUCUGGCGCUAGAUGGAAUGAUGGUGCAGCUAAAUCACCAGUGAAUUAAUCAUUAAAAACUCACAAAAAUACAAAUAAUUACAAAAAUACAUAAAAGUGAAAGCACACACAAAUUAGAAAGAUAAAUGAUAAAUAUCACCAUUUCUUGUAAUGGGUAAUGGGUACACUCGAAUUACCCAUAACAAGAAAGUGUAAUAUUUAUUAUUUAUAGUUCUACUUGGUGUGCGCUUUCACGAUAUGGACAAACUUUUAAACUCAAUUCUUUUUACAGUUCGACUACUUCGACUGAAUUCCUGGGUUAGUGGAUAACCCUAAAUAUUUGUACAUAUUAGGGUCUAAUUGUGUGGAGAUAUUGUAAUGGUUUCAGAGGUUCAAUAAUACAUAUGACAUUUGCAAUUCUGACUUACAUACUAACUCUAAUUUCAAAAUAUUGUAACCUCAAUUUUGUCAUUCACAAUUUAAUUCGGUUUCAUUUGUAAGUUUAGUAAAACACCCUGAUUUAAGAAAGUUUUAAACAAAAAAAACAUAAUAUUUUAGCUUAUGAAAAUAUCUUUGCCUGUUUAGUCUACCCAAUCUCUUUCAGUAAUUUUGCAUUUUAUUUUGUUUGGGAGUCAACAUUGAGGCUCUUUCCAAAUAAUGGAUUACCACCUUUACCAGGAAUCUCGCAUCUCUUCUUUUCUAAUUCAACUUUAUCGUGACUGCUUGUUCUGACAAUUCCCUCUCCUCAUACCUGGGAAUCAUCUUAACUAUUUGAACAAGCUAUAAUGACCCAUCAUUAGGUUCUCUGUAGUGGCAUGUCAGUUGUAACAAAUACAUGGUUGUAAUACUAGUUUUUGUGGGAAUGGACUUGCCAAAAUGUAAAGUGUUACUCCAACCCUUUUUAAAUAAAUGUAUUUUAAUCUAGAAUGCCUUACUGGGCAUUAGCAAUUAGCACCACUUUGUAGAACUGUAAAAUAAGGUUUAAUCUGAUCUGGAAGCCAGCACUGGGCGAAGCUCCCCGCAUCUCCGCGCUGGUUUCCACCCCUUGUUUGAUGUCACUGCCUCCCUCGCAAUAAAUGCUUUUGAUUGGACUGUUGUCCCCGGCUCUAGCCAGAAAGAGGAGUAAAAUAUGAUUAUGCCUGUUGCCAGCAAGCAGUGCGCCCUGAUGUAUCCAGUAUGGAUAAAGUUCCAGUCUGCCUAAGUCAUAUGUGCCGGAGGUGCAACAAGUGUAAACACUAAUAACCAUUUUGUCUCAUUGAAUUUGUCCACUGGCACUGCGCCUUUGUUCAGUGUUAAACCAUUUUUGAGCAGUUCCACACUAAAUAAGGGUUCCUGGCCACCCAGAGCCCGCCUCCACUGGAAGUAUGACUUUGGCAGAUAUUACACACCUUCUAGCCAUACCAAUUCAUACCAGCAUUGUGGCACUGUCAUAGGCUGAAAGCAGUCAGCUGACAUGCACAGCUAAUCCAUGCUCAGCCAAUUCCUGGGUUAUCCAUUAACCCGGGAAUACAGUCACCCAUUCCUGCUCAGGCUAAUGCAUCUCAAUAGCCCAAGCAGCACAGAGGGGGUGGGCUGCUGGGGACUCUUGUUUAGCACUAAAAUAUUAAAAGUGUUUGAAAGCUGAAUGGAAGGCCAGAGCCAGGGGACCCCAGGCACUAUAACCACAGAUGACGUUACAGUGCCUAUAGUGUCCAUUUAAUUCACUUGAAUUUAAGAGCUUCCCCUGUUGCAUGUGUUCUAUUCAAACAACACAAUUUGGGAGGCUGGAAAGGAAAAACUUUGUGUUGCUCUGCCAGCUCUUUAAAUAACAGUAGACAAAAGACUCACCGGUAGUCUAAAAGUAAACCUCUAUUCAGCCUUCUUAAAAUCAACGCAUCAAGUAAAUACUAUGUAUGCAAGCAGAGGCAACUAAUCUCACACAUUUCACCAAAUAAGCUUAUUCAGUGAAUGUAUCAUUGAACCAAUGCAGAACAUUACAUCAUCAAUAGGAAUUGAUGUCCAUUAAUACUUAAAGGAACACUCUGAGGGACUAACAAAUCUCAAGUGCAUUUGAUAGUUUUUAACCUCAUAUUCAUGCUGAGUUUUUCUGAACAUUGCAAAUUCUUUAGUUUUGCGAAAAAUAAAUACUCUGUAUCUUAACCCUGCACCUUAGCCAUGCCCCUAUUUUCAUAAAACGCCUUUCUGCUUUCGCCUCAACUUUAGUGCAUGUUUACAAAGUUCAGACUGUGAGCGAACAAUGUGAGCUGGUCCGCUGACAUGACUCCACCCCACAGCCAAUCACUGUCCUCUAUUCUCUGCCACUUUGGCUUUGAAAGCUAGCUUCCCGGUACUGAGAGGGUGAUGGACAGAUAAUAAGAAUACAUUGAUUGGCUGUGAGGCAAUCAUCUCAGUUUACACUCAUCUUUCAUUCGUUGAACUGAGUACAUGUGCUGCACAUGUUUUUAACCAGGAAGACAUUUUGUGAAGAAUGGAGGCAUAGCUAAGAAAUGUAUUCAGAAAGCUGCAAAAAAAUAUAUAUGUAUAUAUAUAUAAAAUAGCAAAAAUAGAUUUGAAGUUGGAGAAAAGUACAACAUGAGUAUGAAGCUGAAACCUAUUAAAUGUGCUUCAGUUGUGUUGGUGCCUAGAAUAUCCAUUUUACUUUUGACAUAUCAAUAAGGAAAAAGCAAGGGGGCUGAGUCUCACUUUUUCAGGGCCUAGAAUCCCUUUAUCAGAAACUCUCUGAGUGUGUGGUUGUGAUAAUUGUCAAAUUCGCCCAGUUAUUUGAGAUUUAAUGCUGCAUACCUGCCAAGUGUUUUUAGGAGAGACUGUCCCUAUUUUGGGCACACAUCCCUCCUCCCUCUUUUCAAUCCUAAUAUCCCUCUUUGUACAUUAAAAAUGUUGGGAGGUAUGUGGUAUGUUGCAUGGCCUGGUCAAACCCUGAGAUUCUCUAAGUGUCUACCAAAGUCCUUGUCUUUAUUGACACAAUGGAUGUGGUAAAUCCAGGGUCUAUUUUAGUAGUUAUUUUUAUUGGCCAUUUACAAAGUUCUUAAUGCAUUUCUGGCCUUGUGAGAUGUUGUUAUUGAUAAUGCAACCCAAGACAAUAAAUUGGCUUAUCUGCCCAAAUCAUCCUGCAGCCUCUCUCUCUUAUGUCUAAAUGUGAUUACUUUGAUACAUUUUAUAUUUUUCCCAUGUUUCCUUUUUGUUGUUGUUAAUGGAAAUCUUUAUAGCUAUUUAUAAAUUAAAUGGAAAUAUAAUCAUCUGUAAUACGUGAAAUGUAAUCACUUUCACGUAAUGAGUAUUUUUUUCUUAAAAGUUUGUUUAUAAAAAAGCUCGGUAUGAUUUCAUUGGGUAGAUCAGUGAUCGUCGGCUUGACAACUGCAUUACCCAUUACAUUCAGCCAGCCUACAUAAACAUAUUCACCCCAGAAUCCUCUAUAUGUGUUAGAAAAUUGCAUCUGGUAGCAAGAGAUAAAUUAAAGAGGCAGUAUCGUUGUAUCUCCUUAUUCAACUCUAUAUUUAUUGGUAUUAUGUUAGGGUUUGACUGCUUCUUUUAAUUUUUAGUUUAAAUCUCUUACAUUGGACUGAACAAUUAUGAUACCAGAUGCAUUCCUUACUGGAUGUGUCUUCAUUACUUCUUCUGGAAGGCUGUUGCAUAUGGCCACCAUCUUCUAUGUUAUUUAGAUCCUAACUACAAGGCUUAAUUUGAUCAUUCAUUAGAUCAUUAAUUCGUUCAUUUGUAUUUUAUCAACAUAUACCCUUUAAAUGGACACGAAAUAUGAUGUAUUUAUGCACAACUCUAGUACAAUAUUUGCAAGCGUUAGGAUUUUUGAAGGCAAGUAACUACAUGCAAGUUUAACAGAACAUUUAUUUAAUAAUAAAAAUAUCAAACUGUCGUUAAGCUCUGUAAUGAUGUCAUAAACAUAGCAUUCCCCUUAUAGGGCUAAGCAUUGUUCAAAUAGAUUUGCGGUGUUUCACUAUAACUCGGAAUGUCACAACCCUUAUUUUAUUUAUUGUAUCAUUAUUAUAAUUAUUUUUUUUGUACUCAUUACUUAUGCAUCUGGACACAUGACCAGUUACACCUUUGAAUGUGAUUGCCGUAUCCAUCAUGUUUUCUGGACAUGCAUAUUCCAUUCGUGUUGAUGGCUAACACUUUUUAAAGCUACGUACAAUAAAGGGCAACACUUUUCAUGCACUGCCUCUCAGUAAACAUGGUGGAAUUGUCAGCCCUUAUGUGAUAUGUCUAAUAAAUAAAUAAAUAAAAAGGUUUCAGUUUUAUCUGUAUCCAGUGCCUGUGUGGCUGUUUAGGUCACAGGUCCCUCUUAGAUCACCCGCCUCUGUGGCUGAUAUCAGCAGUUUUGCAGCCAAUCCAAUGUUUUCCUGUAGCAAAGCAAAGCAACACUGCGCCAAUCAUCUCCUCAAAGAGAUGCAUAGAAUCAAUGCAUCCCAAUGGAGAACUUUCAGUGCCUCUGUGCAGCAGUGGCACAAGAAGCACCUCUAGUGGCCGUCUUAGUGUCUGCCACUAGAGGUGUUCCUAGGCUAGGCACCAAUGUAAACACAGCCUUUUCUGUACUUUUCUGUCCAGUGUGCAGAAUUCCACAGUAUAUUAAAUAGGUUGCAGGAGGGAAAUCAAUGAAUUAAUCAAUGAGAACUCGGAAUGAAACCCUCUGGCUUAGUUAAGUUAGUUUCUUCCUGCAGCACAUGACUGCUGCAUACUGUAGAGCAGCACUUUUUAUGUAUAGGCCAUCAGAUAUUAAUGUGUCCAGUAAAACAUGGUGGGUACAGAGACACAAAAUGUGAUGCAGGUGUUAAUGGGCAGCAAAUAAACAUGAUCAUUUUCUUUGUUCCGACAUUAUCUUUUAGCACUGAAAUUCUCCAACUGCAUGAUGCUGCAUGCCCUGAAUGAACCUAAAAACGACCAUUCCUUCUUCGAUAGUCACUUUGCUGGUGAUACCAACUCGAAAACAAGCCUCGUGUUAGCCUUUGUUUUAGCACUAGUUUGUAGUUACUGUAUAUGAUAGGUGGGUGUUUCGUGAGCAGGUUGAGACCUGCAGUGUGUGCUUUGUUAUUUCACAGCAAAUUCCCACAUUCCAAAACACCACCCUUCUCCACCACAAAGACACGCAGGACCCAUUCUAUCAACAAAGAAAGAUGCACGAUCCCCACCCCCAAAGACACAUUUCUCCAGGUGUGAUCUUAUCUGCUGCAGCCUUCAAAAAUCUCAGAACCUUACUCAAUACCCAAGCAUGGCAUAACUGUACACCUAUUGUGCCCAAGUUUUAACGCUAGUAAAACUAACUGUUUAUGAGCCAGUAGCCAUGCAAGACAUUUUUUCCCUUCAGUUGCUUGAGGUUUGAGCCUUGGAACACUGAGGGGAUGAGUUCUCGAAAGGUUAAAACACAGUCACGAAAAUUAAACUGUUGCCUGAGGUUCCAAAGUGACCAGCGGUCCACACAGGCGUUAAACACUAGCAAUGUUUCUUUAGAUAUGCUGGGUUUUCUGUGAUGUUAGUUUAGCUCAGGGCAUCAUUGUGCAGGUGUUGGCGAAGGGAGUAUAUAAGAAAUUGCUAGCUUGCUUUCUGUUGUACAUUGCUAUGUACAUGCUGACGAAGAUUCUAAGUGGGUUUAUUCAUGGCAGACAUCGAAACCGAAAAGUUUAAGCCAAAGUAGCCAGUAACAGAGUUGAAGAUUAGUUUUUUUACAAAUUAAAUAAUAACGCAUUACUCCGUGUCACAUACCUGCCAACUACCCUAGAUCUGAUUUGACAGUCCUGUUGUUAAGUCCUUGGUUCUCCAUCUUGUUUAUUUUCCUGUGAUGGUGUGCUUCUGGAGACCCCAGAAAAGAUUUACUACUAAACUCACCGGUGGCUGAGUGAAGCAAUUCCAGAGCGGUUCCACUCCUACACGUUUGUUACAGUAAUGCUUUCUAUGAGAAGCCCUCAUAAACUCUCCUGGCUGUCUGGAUGACACCUGGAAGGUGCUACCAAUGGGACAAUAAAAGUGAAGAUUUUUCUUAAAAUUGCUUUUUUAUAAAAAAUAAAACAAGACAAAGGACACAACCAUUUAACCUCUAAAGCACUAGAGCAAGCUGAAAUGAUUUAUGGUGUUGGAGUGUCCUUUACAGCAACAUUUCAAGCACCAUGGUGCCAUGAGUGCCCUUGUGCCCCCAAUGUAAUUAGUCAAAUUGUUUGCUAGCAUUCUGACUUAUUAACUGAAACCGCCAGGCGCCAGUCACCUCCUCCAUGGUGAGCUGGAAGCUCGUACUAGGAGCUUCCGUUAGCUUUCCUGAGCAAAAUCCUGCCGUGCAGGGCCAGGUCAUUGGCUAAGAGCAUUGGUAAGUUGUCAACCAUUAGCAAAUGGCUUGACUACUAAUAUUGGGGGGCACCAUGGCACUCCUAGAACCAUAAUGACUACACAGCCCUGAAGUGGUUAUUGUGCUUGGAUUCUUCAUUUACAACAAAUAUAAAUUGUCAAAAAUUGCAACUGCUUGUUUUUUUGCACAAAAUAAUUGUGCUCAGUGUAGAAGAUAUUGCACAGAAUAAAUGUAGUGCAUUAUAUUUUCAAUAUGUUGAGUGAUUCAGCCCUCACUUUAAUUUCUGCUGUAUGUAUUACUGUCUUUAUAUCGGAAACCUUUCUCAAAGUAUUUGAGAGAAUGCAAUAGCCUACUGAGUUUUUGAAAGAACAUAUUACAUGUAAGUAUUCAAACAAUAAACAGGAUAAGGUACAAUGCAGAACUGCACAAAAUUCAUUAUUACACACGGCUGCUCUUGCUUAAAAUCCUUUGUGCUCAAGGAGACAUUGAAACGGUUAAAUAGGGGCUUUAGCAAUCUUGGUAGGUGGUCAUUCAUGUAUGCAGCACUCACAAGACUUACAUGCUGAGAUAACAAUUUUAUUCUCUAAAUUGGUCCACUUAUGGAAUCUUUUCCAAGAUCGCUCACAAUAUAUUGAAUUUUGAAAGCUUGAAAAAAAAAACCAAACCUUUCUACUUUCUGUCCUACAAACGCCCACAUGAUCUUAAAUGGACAAUAUAUGCCGCCUCUCAGCACCCUGAAUCUUCAAGCUGUUUGAAAUCUUUCUUGCAGACUUUGUUACCCCUUGCUCAGCACCCCUGCUGUCUCACCCUCCACUCCUUGGCUUUCUUUUUCCAAUCAGCCUUCCGUAAUGACCUCUUCUCCACAAAUCAGUAUUUUUUCGGAAUUUUGCAAUUCUAGAGGAUUAGUGAGAUUGCGUUUACCUGGCAAACAACACAAAGUUAAUAUUCAGUUUAACGCAACAAGAAAAUGGACAAUGGGGGUUAUGUAUAAAGAGGAAUUUGGUGCUAACAUUCUACAAGUAGCACAGACACCAUAUAAACUAGUGGAAUGAUCAUUAUAAUUGCUCUAUGUAUAGAAUAUUGCUCCAAAAUUACACUAUAUCAGUAUGCCGCAUUGCCCUGUUUAACAUUAGUAAAAGAACAUCACACCAACAUAAUAUGUAGGAUGAAUUAGUAUAUUAACGAAAAUCAGAGCGGUACUAAGAACUCUGCCAGGUAUCAAAUUUAGUUGUAUAAAAAAAUAAUAAAAAGGUGGCGUGGUGGAAAGUCCGUUCUUCAACCUUAACUCUUUGAGAACUGGAAUGCCCUUUAGAUUGUAAGCUCUAAGCGUGUUUGUUUUUUCAUAACAUCAGUCCUUCUCUGUUUCAAUAUGUCAAAACUGUGCAUACAUCACUAAUGGACAAAGCUGCAGGCCGGUCGUAAAUAAGUGAGACAAAAAAAAAAAAAAUUGAAGGGAAGAGCAAUUUAUUGUUCACUUUCUCGGCACACAAAUAGUUAAACCAAUGUUCUUUGAUUUGUCAUAGUGUGAUUUGUAGCCAGAAAUGCUAUCAGGUUGAAGUUAAGUUUGCAUUGUUAGUUUGUGAAUUGACAAAAGAAAAAAAGAGGAUAUUGUGUCACUGUAUAUAUUAAAGAAAACUGUACAUUGUAUCAUUAGACUAAUAAGUGCCACGUGUGGGCUGAUAAAACCUCUAAAUGUAUUUAGUAAUUUUUAUAUUUGUAUUUUUAUUGCAUUCCUCAUUGCUACAGUCCUCUGUAUUUUAGUCUAGUCUCCCUGUCUCUAUGUCUUUCUCUCUCUCUCUCUCACACUCCAUUCCCCUUUCUCUCUCCGGCUCUUUCACAAUUUCAGGCUAUCUAUCUUUCCUUUUCUUUCUUAUUCCUCUCCCCCUCGCUGCCCCUUCCUUGGUGAAGUGUUUAGUAUUCAACAAUAGGCCAUGUGACUGCCUGUGAGACACUUUUAUUGUGAAGGGACUCUCAGGAUUUGAACAAGAGUAUUUCCACCCCCCUCUCUUUCUUUUCUCAUUCCCAAUUCUGUGCCCUCUCUCUACAUAACUUGCCAUCAUUCCCUCAUCUGGAAAAUGUCUGCCCAUCGCCUACCCCCUACAAUACUAUUAUAUGCAAACUCCACUGUCUACCAUCUAUCACUGUGCUUAUUUAAGCUCAAUAAUACUGACAAUACCCUUUAAAUAUGCUUUUUUGAAAACUAGUUUAUUGCCCAAUUAUUACACUGUUGCCCGUUUCUUUUCUCCUCCUGAGCCCUGCAAUGCUUCGCUACACUAUUACUGCUCAUUCUCCCGUAUACCACUUCCCAUUCAAUAUCUUUGUUCUCCUCUGUUUAGAUGUAUCUGUCCGUUCUUCUUGUAUCUUCUGUGCCGUGUCUGUGUGAUUUCUAAUACUGUAUAUUUGUUGUGAUUUUAGUUUCUCCUCUUCAACCACAGUUCUGUGUUCACGUUUCCUCAACCCCUUUCUGUCCCCCCUCAGGUCUUCAGAUGAUUCCUCCUGCAGCCUUGCACUCUGCACCUGUUAAUAUUUAAUCCUCAGCAGCCCCUCCCCUCUAUCAGUAAGGGAGAGGCCUUGCACACAGUCAUCCGUAACCCCCCAGAGAUUGUUUUGAGAUCCCCCCUUCCAUUGAUAAAGCCCAGUUCUCUCCUGUUUCCUCUUGCAAACAACUCCAGACUCUCCUUUCUUUACACACAGAAACCCCUCUUAUUGAUACGUCACACACAAGUCACGUUUUUUAAUUUGUCCUUUGUCUACUAUACAAGGCACUUACAUUAAACAGAACAAUAACAAUGAUCCUGGGAGAAUUUUAAAGUCUAAUUUCUCCGGAGAUCUAGAACCCUACAUUUUCUUCACUUUGUGCCAACAUUCUUUCGUCCAUAGAUAUUAAAACCACUCGUCACCAAGCAAAAUGCAACUUGUCUUCCUUUUUCAGUAGCAGUGUGUAUUCUUCCUGCAUUUAGGGAAAUUCUAUGCUACCAUCUCCAUUUGAUUUGCAAUGCCAUGCUUUCCAUUUGGUCACUGUCACAGCUCCUUAAAAUGCUGCCAUUCAAAUUAAACCAUGAUCUUGCAAAUAUCAAGUACUACAUGUUAGGUGGUUUAUGGUAAAAUAAAUAUUAUUUAGAGAAGUUUUUUUUAGUUUUUUUUUUUUUAUUACAUUUGAGAUUUUAAGUUAAAGCAGUGUACCAUCUAUAUAUUUUACAAGGCUACUUAAAAUCACAUAUUUUAACAAAUAAAUAUGGCAGUUUAGUCACACCAUAUGGCCAUACUGUAUUUAAGCCCAUCACACCUCAAAAGUACCCCAGUUCCGAUACAGGUCCUAAUCUUAACAUGGGAGAGAAACAUACUCGCUGCUAAAUUUACUGAUAAAACAGAUUUAUGAAGCUUUCUUUAAAUAUUAAUAACAAAGUGUUUUACCAGGAAAAUACAUUCAGAUUUCUUUAGUUUCCAGGUACGUCCUGGGGAUGUUACUUUUGCCCAAUUUAAUAGUACUCAUGUAUGCCUUCUUGUCCAAUCGGCACCUGGAGUAAGGGGUGGGAUGUUCAACCCAAUGGUAUCUGGACUUCAUAUAUGCACAGAAAUAUGUUAAUUGUGGGGGGGGACAUACUCAGAACAAGUGUUUAUUAAUAGGAAUGCCGCCAUAAAGAACAAUAUAACUAUAUGCAAAACACACAUGAAGGAAAAAGCAUACACACAAAAUAGAGUUUAAUAUCUUACAAGGCUACUUAAAUCCUAUUAAUGCAAAUAAAUAUAGGGAUUUAGUGAAUAGUUACUCACCACCUCUUGGCAAUCCAUUUUUAUUGGAUACCUGAAAUAAUUUAUUUUUUAUUUUUCAUUGUACUCAUCUCUUUGUUUGGAGUUCAGAGAGCAGACAUUUUGUCAAAAAGAACCCCAUUAAGCACAUACAUUCACCUAUGGUGGGAAUGCCCAAAUAUCGCACCAGAAUGGCUACUGGCAUCACAAAUGAUACCUGGCUCCUACACAUAGACAUCUUCAUGGACACCUACAUAUGAUUGUUAUCUAAACCCUAUGAGGAACUUACCCACGCUCAUAAUUGAUUGGUGUCAAAAGUGGCACUAACAACAACAAGAACAACAGCAGAACACUGGGAAAAUCCUACAAAACCAUAGUAGAGAUGAUGUUACUCAAGGACUAACAUCAUUAUUCAACUUUUUUAUAGAAAUACAAAUCCAACGUCUCUUUUUAGCCUUAAUGAAAAUAGAUUAUAGGCAGACCCUACUCCUUCAGACUACUCUCUUUUCUACUCCUUAACCUCAUCUCUCUCUCUCUCUCGAUUUCCCCUCUGUUACUAGAGCCUUAAUAUCCCCCACCCCACCAUUCCUUUUUUGCUCGGGUAGCACAUUAGGCCCUUGCACCGGUGUCCCUUAGAUCUUUGCUUUCCAUAAAGUAUGUCUUUUGGAGAAGGACUUUGCUGAUUUUUUUUUUAUCUUCUUGUAGUUUUGUUUUGUUUCUUAAUAAGGAUUAUAAACCAGUCACUGAGGAACCAUUGAUUCCAGGCUGCAGUUGCACCACGAGCAUCAUUGGGGGCACAAGCUGCCAAGCUUCAGGAUGGGAAACUUGCUAUGGGGCGAGGUAGCCCCCUCCCCCCCACCCCCAACCUAAGAUGUCUGCUAAGCGCAAAUAGCUAGCAAUUAUGCAUUUAUUUUGUAACACUUAUGAUAUCUGUAUAUUGAAGGUAUUAUGACGAAUGUGAUCAUCCUUCCAUUUGUGGAAUAUGAACAAUGAACAUUACCAGUGUAAUCACUGGUUAUCUGGUUUCUUGUUAAUAUUAUGUUAACGGUCAAUGUCAGGCCCAAUGUUUUGUUUUUAAGUUCUUUAUUUCAUCUGAUUAAUUACAGAAAUAAAGAAUUUUUUUAAAAAAGUACUCCAUUGGUACUUGAACUUGUCUUAGGGAAAAAAUAUUACUUAUUAACAUUCUAGCUACAGAAGUCAUUACAUAACCCUUAGGCUAGAUGAAUUGAUAAAUGUGGGAACUCCUUUGCACCCCUCGUAGAUGCUUUGACGAUCAGGAAAAUUAAUAGCUGCCUAGUGACAAAGGAUAUAUUUUAUCCCAGCUUCUACUGAAGAAUAGCACAUCCUCUUGCAAAGGUCAUAUCCCUUUUCAAAGGGUCGCCCAUUAAUUUCCCAACCCCACAUGAAAGCGCUAUAGAGGUUAUGAUGAGGCGUUUAGGUCCUGGGAGCACUGACCUUCUCGGCUAUUGUUUUUUUAUGUGAAAGUGGUUGGGUGUGAGUGAUAGUCCUGCUUUCUAUGCCAUAUCUAAGCAGCUCAAUACUAUUAAACAUAAUUUUCUCAAAGUGCUCUUUCAGUAUGAGAUGGUACAAAUUCAUAGGCAAACUGGAAAUAUUCUCCAACUCAACGACAUUUUAAUUUUGGCUAUUUUGGCCUACAACUACAGUUCGCUUUGAAUUCCCUUUAAAAUGUGGGCAUUUCCCAUGUUAAUGAAUAACCCAGUCAGUUCUAAACUUGGCUAUUGCCCAUUGUCACAGAGAGAGAAACAUAUUACAAACAUGUUACAAUAAUUAAGAUUUUGUUCUGUACAAGAUUUUUGUGAAUUUAAUGUUAAACAGCCUAUUAACAGUCUCCGAAUAGUGUUCAUUAUUAGCCUAUACUCUAGCUGUCUGUCUUUUGGUUGCUUAUCUAGUGACUCGGGUUCGUGUUGGUAGCUGCAGUUAAUUUGUUGCCUUGAAGAUACAAGGCCUUGAAACAAAUAAAUCAAAAAUUUGACCCAGUCUCUGUUUUGAGAUAUCAUCAAAAUGCUAUAUUGUCUAAAUGACUGGCUGUUUUCUAUAUGUUUAAUUGCUUUUAGCGUUUUUACCUUGUUCCAUACUAUCUUCAAAAAAAUGUGCUUUAUCUGUAAAACCCCCUUUGUGUCAGAGGUUGUCUAAGGAAAAUGACAGCAAUUCUCUGGGAUUGUUGCAGUAAUUUGUCAUUCAGCCUGUCAAUCAGGCUGUGACUUGCAUACUCAUUUAAAAUGGGAGGAAUUCCUACUUACUCUGCAUUUUGUUUUGUGCAUGCAUGAUUUUCCUUUGUUGUCCACAUGUAAUCUGAAAAUCCCCAUGAAAGAUAUAAUAAUUAAUACCGCUAUAUGGGGUAACAGCUUAUGUAACCACAGGAAAUCUGAUUAAUUCUGGAGUCAACAAGAUUUAUUUAUUUUUUGUGGAAAAAUUGGAAAUUGCUUCAAUUUAGUUUAUUCGCCCUUUUUUUUAUCAACAAAAUUGAUGGGUUUGAGUUUUUGUCCCCAGCCUAUAACAUUGUGUGCUAUGUAACUCUAGAUCAUGGGUCCUCAAACUCCGGCCACCCAGAUGUUGCUGAACUACAACCCCCAUGAUUCUCUGGCUAUCUAUGUAAUUCAAAGAAUCAUGGGAGUUGUAGUUCAGCAACAUAUGGGGGGCUGGAGUUUGAGGACCCAUGCUAUAGAUCAUGGCAAUAACUUUUCCUAAAGAAAUGUAUACAUUAAAUUAAGCAAUAUGUUCAUGUCUGUGUUUAUUACUCUAAGACACGACCUGCUUACCAUCUUUUGCCCAACUGUGGUUCCAAUACCCAUGUUUUCAAUUCAUAGAUUUUAAAAUUGGCCUUCUAACAUUCAAAGCCUUAAACAAUCAAGGCCCUCAGUACCUGAAAGAGCUACUGACACCCUACAUUCCAUUCCGUUCACUUCGAUCAACCAGCAAAUCUUUCCUGUCAGUGCCAAGCAUAAAGACAGACUCAGGAUCCAGCGCAUUCAGCCACGCUGCCCCUACCUUCUGGAACUCUUUACCGUGCGCAAUCAGAGAGCCAUCGUCCUUACAGACUUUUUAAAAAAAGCUAAAGACCCACCUCUUCCAUCAGGCAUUCAGUCCACUCAGCUGACCUUCAGAAACUCCUAACUUUUAUGUCUAUAUGUUUGUAUAUUUGUAAAGUGCUUUGAGUCUCACAGGGAGAAAAAUGCUAUAAAAAUCGCAAAUUAUAUUAUAUUCACCAAUCAUUUAGUCUGUUUUUGUCAGUGUUUUUUUUUUCCUUCUUAUUGCCAGUUCUUGCUCCCUCAUUUAUAAAUACUUUCAUAUAUUAACAUAAAAUUUUAAUGACGACCUGAUUUUCCCACUUGUUCUUGCUCCCUGGCAUCAGCGAAUGUUCAAAUAUAUGUCUGCCUGCAACAUCUCAAAUAGAAAAAAAGGGACAUUUUAAUUUUAGGGGUGUGAGUGGGGGUGUGGCCCAGGGAGGGCUGCUCUGUGAAAUUCUAAGUGAUUUACUAAUAACAAUUUAUGUAGCUAAAAUAUAAUUUAAAACCAUAACAAUGUUUCUUAUUUGCACAUACUGAUUUAUAAACAAAUGUAUUGUAGUUUAAAUACCCAUUACUGGGCGUAUUAUUGUUGUGGGUCUCUGCCAUACACUCAUUUGGAAUAGUGAUCUCCAAAAAGAGGGAUAUUAGAAUAGAAAAGAGGGACAGGGGGAUUUGGGUAAAAAAAAUAGGACCACUCCCUCCUAAAUUGGCAGGGAUGACCUAGCUGCUCCUGCCCUAGGGCAAUCAUCAGGUGUUGGAUGGAUACCUUUAUUGCUUUGGGGGAGGGGCUGGUUCCCGAUUUAGAUAAUGGCAGUUUUGCAACUAUUUAAAAUGAGCAGAUCACAAAAAAACAUAUCAAUAGAAAAUUUAAAAUUUUCUUUUUUUGUUGAAUGCUGAUCAGCUGAUUAUAUAUAUAUAUUCAUAUAUAAGUAUAUGUGUGUGUUUACUUUUUUAUUUUUACAAGGUAAACUAAUAAAAAUACAAUUACUUUUUAAAAUACAUUCAUUAACAUAUUUGCCAAGCAGCAACUAAGCAACUUUGACUCCCUGCUUUCUGUAGCCCAUUUCAUGGGAGUAUUCGAUCAGUGAGGAGCUAUUUAUUUGCACCUUUUAUCAUAGUUGAGAGAGGACACCCGUUUCAGAAUGUUGUGUUAUGUGAUUUAACUCCAGAGAUGUGUCUAUAAAUAAAUACUUUAUGAGGAUUUUCCAGAGUUCUCGUUCCCACAGUACCAGAAAUAGGUGAAUAUGUGGGAUCAGAAAUAGCAGAAUCUGACAAGUCUGUGAGAACUAUUUUUCUUGGUUUAUUGGCUCUAACCUGGCAUUCCAGGAGAGCUUGUAUGUUUGUAGUAUGUUUGUAUGUAUAUAUAUAUAUAACUAAAUAUAUUUAACAUAUAAUCCCUGGAGGGACAUUGCUCAUUGCAAACCCUGCAAUUCACAGUGAGGAAUUAAUGAAUAACAGGGUUGGAAUUGUUGUUCUGUCUGUAUGUCUGUCUAUCAUCUUCAUAUAAUGUUUUCAAAUUCAUAAUAUCAUUGCAGCACCAUGAUAUACGUGUCUUAGUCUGCCUAAGAUUUGUGAGAGUUAUGUCAUUGUGCAACAGUUGCUGGUUUGCACAAUGACACCAGAAAACUGUCCCCAACAAACAUAGUGCAUGUGCAUCAUUAGAUGUGCUAGCACAAUGUUCAGGGCACUAGACCCUGCAGGAUCUGUCCUAAGUGGCCAGUCUGUGGGAUUGGCAGGCUUGGCGUGCAUUUAUGUCAAGCUGACUUGCCAGUUAAUUGUGAGGAUCUGCCCACCUGAUUUGUUGGACACCGGAGUUGGGAGUUUUGGAGUGUUUGUCUUGUAGUGAGUUUCUGUGUGCAUCUGUGAGUGUAUACCUAUGUGUAUGUCUACCAGUGACAGUGCCUGGAAUGCAUUUCUGCAUCUGGGAGUGCGUGUGUUGGGAGGGGAGCUGCUUGCAGUGUGUUGUGCAUACCUUCCAACAUUGGGAGCCAUGCAGAUUGGGAUUGGUGGACUGGCUGGAUAGAGGGUGUCACCAGUCAUAGACAUAGGCGGGUCCACCCAGGCCCGGACUGGGAAUGCAAAGCAGCCCUGGGAAAAAAUGUAUGCCAGCCCCAUAAGUCACUGCGCCACGGUCGUGUUUGUGUUUGUGUAUUUUUUUUCAUAGAUUUUAUAUUUUAAAUCUAUGUUUAUAAAUUAGAAUUACUCAAUCUAGGGUAGCAAGACAUAGCCAUAUUUUAAAUGUUAUAAAGGGAUAUUUUAAUUCUCACUAAAGGAUAUAUAAAUAUAUACUUUUAUUAUUGGUAUGUUCCUUUUUUAAUUUUAAAUAUUAGUAAAAAUAAGCAUACUCACAUGCAGGCACAGACAAUCUCAUUGCCAAAAGCAAACACGUUCACUGGUACACAGGCUCACAUACAGGCAAUCUCACUGACCCACACAAGAUCAUUGACAAACACAGACAAGCUUACAGGUACACACAAACUUAGCACGGCCAAACUCUCUGACACACACACACACACACACACACACGCAAGCUUACUACAGACAAACUCACUGGUAUACACAAAGAUGCUUACUACAGACAAGCUCACUAACACACACAUGUCACUACAGACAAGCUCACUGACACACACAUGCUCACAACAGCAGGCACACACACACAAUAGUUCACUCUCACUCACUAUCUGCUGUGUAUUUGAAGCAUUCCUGGCACUGUAGGCUGCUGCUGUGGAAGCCUCGGGAGGUGAGGACUCCAUUCCCUGGCCUCUUCCUGCCCUGAGGUAACUAGCUUGCAACCGGGGGGGCAAAGCUUGCGGUCCGGGGCGGAGCUUGUGACCGGGGGCAGAGCUUGAGUGCCAGAAAGCUCCCUCCUUGCAAUGCUCCCUCCGGCCCCACUGGCACCAAGCUCAUCCCUCCAUAAUUCCCUCUUACUCUCACAGUCAGAGGGAAAACUUAACAAAUGGUAUUAGUUACAGUUAAUAGUGCCCUUCAGUCUCUACCCGGCCCCAAGUGCUGCAGUAUCCCAGUGGGCCAGUCCGGCCCUGGGUCCACCCACAAAAUGGGCAGGUCCACUCGUUGAAGGAACCUGUCUGGCCAACCUCCAGCCUUUAGGAUUUUGAGGAGAGCUCUGCAAAAUCUCUCUUUGCCAGGUCCUAGUGUCAAGUGCUUUGCUGCCCAAAGACAGUUCCUUGGUGUCUCCAGAUGUGAGAAGCUAGGGAAUUAAUGUGGAAUGCCAUGGAAUUAAUCAGAUAGGAUCCUGAAAUUGGGACUGUUGGAGGGCCUGGUUGUGUGUAUAGGGGUUAAUUGUGGUCUUGAUGUGUGUGAUUUGUUAAUGGUGAAGCUGUUUUGUGUGCAUGAGGUGUGACUGUAUGAGUAUGAAUGGGAGGGUGCCUGUGUAUGAGGGUGACUGUGCAUGUAUCAGGGUGACUGCGGCAGGUGACAGAUUGACUGUGGCAGUGUGACUGUGACAAGUGACUGUGUGUUUUGGGUUAGCGUGGGGGGGGGGGUUGAGUGUGACAGGGUGACUGUGUGUGUGGGUGCUAAGUGGAUCUGCCAUGACUGUGCUUAUUGCAUUUAUUUGAUUAUGCAUGACAGAUUUCGUAGAAUAGCUUUAAAUAUAAGGAACAAACUGAAAAGUAAAAAAUCAAACUUGAUUGCACUCAGUCUAGUUUAACAAGUUUUUGAUAAUUUGCUUGGUAUGUGGUUGUGGUUGUACGCACAGUGUAUGGGCAUACACAUUGUCUAUGUCCAUUUUCCAUUUCAGUAGAUACCAGUAGGAAAUCCUAGAGCAUAGUUCCCAACAUUUCAGAGGGACAAAGUGGGACACUAGAGAUGUGAGUUUGAGUGUGGUCAGGGACUCUCGGAAAUUUUAGGUGGCUUACUAGUAACAGUUUAUGCAGCUAAAAUAUCAUUUAGAACAUAAACAAUGUAUCGUAUUUAACACAUAUAUAAAAGUACAGUGAAUAUUAUUGCUGUGGAGCUCAGGUAUAAAUUCAGAAACACCAAGAAUAAUAAACUCCUUCAAAAGAGGGACAUGAGGAUAGAAAAGAGGAACAGAGGGAUUUGGGCCCAAAAUAGGAACUGCCCCUCCUAAAUAGGGACAGUUGAGAUGGAUGCUGGCUUGAUCUGUAUGCUAUGGUGUUUACAUGGAACAUGCAAAUAGUUCUAUUUAGAACCAAUGAUCAUAAUUGCAAUUCUGAUCAGUUUAUGUCGGGAAAGUUCCAAUGAUUCCGGUUAGAGAUGUAUUUUUAUAUAUUGAAUUUUUAUAUAAUUGCUUUACAUGGCUGCUUUAUUUUGCUACAUGCAAUUUCUUCUAAUCCCACAUGUAUCUCUUUGUUUAAUUACCUACUAUAACUCUCAGGUUCUUCUUCCAAUAAACUGUCCUGUGCUUACUGCCUGUAAACUGCCCCAUAGAACCCCCCUGUUCGGUAUCUAUAGGUCCUAUUAAGUCUUUAAAUCUUUUAUUUUGAAUGUUCUUCAUUUUGGCUCACAUGACAGAUUGUGUACUGCUUCUAAUAUUGUAAGUUAUAACUUCACCUCCUCCCGUUCAUCUCUAAACCUCCAUCUAUUACUGCUGUCUAUAACUACUCUAUGUCGCUCUCCCUAUAGCUUCUCAUAUUGCUCUAUAUAUCAAAUGUAUUCUCCAUAAUUCUUCAAUCUUCUAGUAAACCAGCUGUUAAUAUCUCGCUGCCUAUUGCUUCUUUUGACUGUGACUGUUCUCACUUGGCACAUUUUUGGAUGCUUUAUAUUCUCGACUGUUGCCGACUGUCACUCGUCAUUAUAACAUUAAUUACCUUUGUUUGCCAUUCUCUUGUUGCUUGCUUUUUGCUCAUGUUGACAUUAUGACUGUUUCUGGAAUCAUUAGCAUCUUAGUAGACCUCUUUAGCAUUGUGUGUGUGUGUAUGGGAGGAUGUUCUUCAGACUUAGUGUGAACUAGUACAGGGGUUUUUAAACCUUCUUUACGUUUGGGAGACAGAAAGACACAUUUAAUAGUUAAGCUAUUGGUUUAUAGGGACCAGGGAAGGGGAACAUCUACAGAACUCAUUGUAACUUGGGUCUUGAUAUAAAGUACCGUUGGAUAACCUUGCAAAAUAAUUUAAUAUUUUUGCCAAAGUACCAGAGUAUUGUAGUAUGCAAUUUAAAGACAAGCUCUCUUCCUCAGGUCUGAAGCAAUACUAUUUUUAGAUGUAAGUUUAAAAUAUAUAUUUUUUUAUCAUAUUAAAUAUAAAUUAUAUAUACACUUCUCAAAAAAAUAAAGGGAACACAAAAAUAACACAUCCUAAAUCUGAAUAAAUUAAAUAUUCUUCUGUAAUACUUUGUUCUUUAUAUAGUUGAAUGUGCUCACAACAAAAUCACUCAAAAAUUUAAAAAUGGAAAUAAAACUUUUCAGCCCAUGGUGGUCUGGAUUUGGAGUCACACUGAAAAUUAAAGUGGAAAAACACACUACAGGCUGAUCCAACUUUGAUGUAAUGUCCUUAAAACAAGUCAAAAUGAGGCUCAGUAGUGUGUGUGGCCUCCAUGUGCCUGUAUGACCUACCUACAAUGCCUGUGCAUGCUCCUGAUGAGGUGGCGGAUGGUCUCCUGCGGGAUCUCCUCCCAGACCUGGACUAAAGCAUCUGCCAACUCCUGGACAGUCUGUGGUGCAAAGUGACGUUGGUUUAUGGAGCGAGACAUGAUGUCCCAGAUGUGCUCAAUUGGAUUCAGGUCUGGGGAACGGGCGGGCCAGUCCAUAGCAUCAAUGCCUUCGUCUUGCAGGAACUGCUGACACACUUCAGCCACAUGAGGUAUAGCAUUGUCUUGCAUUAGGAGGAACCCAGGGCCAUCCGCACCAGCAUAUGGUCUCACAAGGAGUCUGAGGAUCUCAUCUCGGUACCUAAUGGCAGUCAGGCUACCUAUGGCGGGCACAUGUAGGGCACCCCAAAGAAAUGCCACCCCACACCAUUACUGACCCACUGCCAAACUGGUCAUCCUGGAGGAUGUUGCAGGCAGCAGAACGUUCUCCACGACAUCUCCAGACUCUGUCACGUCUGUCACAUGUGCUCAGUGUGAACCUGCUUUCAUCUGUGAAGAGCACAGGGCGCCAGUGGCGAAUUUGCCAAUCUUGGUGUUCUCUGGCAAAUGUCAAACGUCCUGCACGGUGUUGGGCUGUAAGCACAACCCCCACGUGUGGACGUCGGGCCCUCAUACCACCCUCAUGGAGUCUGUUUCUGACCGUUAGAACAGACUUGCACAUUUGUGGCCUGCUGGAGGUCAUUUUGCAGGGCUCCUCCUGUACCUCCUUGCACAAAGGCGGAGGUAGCGGUCCUGCUGCUGGGUUGUUGUCCUCCUACGGCCUCCUCGACGUCUCCUGAUGUACUGGCCUGUCUCCUGGUAGCGCCUCCAUGCUCUGGACAGUACGCUGACAGACACAGUAAACCUUCUUACCACAGCUCACAUUGAUGUGCCAUCCUGGAUGAGCUGCACUACCUGAGCCACUUGUGUGGGUUGUAGACUCCGUCUCAUGCUGCCACUAGAGUGAAAGCACCGCCAGCAUUCAAAAGUAACCAAAACAUCAGCCAGGAAGCAUAGGAACUGAGAAGUGGUCUGUGGUCACCACCUGCAGAACCACUCCUUUAUUGGGGGGGUCUUUCUAAUUGCCUAUAAUUUCCACCUGUUGUCUAUCCCAUUUGCACAACAGCAUGUCAAAUUGAUUGUCACUCAGUGUUGCUUCCUAAGUGGACAGUUUGAUUUCACAGAAGUGUGAUUGACUUGGAGUUACAUUGUGUUGUUUAAGUGUUCCCUUUAUUUUUUUGAGCAGUGUAUAUAUAUAUAUAUAUAUAUAUAUAUAUAUAUAUAUCUUUAAAAAUUUAUAUCAUACAUAAGAAAAUAUAUUUUAAAAAAAGUAUGAAAACAUUAUUCAUAAUAUUAAAUAAUUUUAAAAUAUCAAAUCAUUUGAAAAUCUUAUGGAUUGCAGGAUAAAACUUACAAGGAAAGGUUAAAGGAACUUAACAUGUAUAGCUUGGAGGAAAGAUGAGACAGGGGGGAUAGGAUAUAAACAUUUAGAUACAUAAAUGGAAUCAACACAGUAAAGGAGAAGGCUAUAUUUAAAAGAAGAAAAACUACCACAACAAGAGGACACAGUCUUAAAUUAGAGUGGCAAAGGUUUAAAAAUAACAUCAGGAAGUAUUACUUUACUGAGAGGGUAGUGGAUGCAUGGAAUAGCCUUCCAGCUGAAGUGGUAGAGGUUAACACAGUGAAAGAGUUUAAGCAUGCGUGGGAUAGGCAUAAGGCUAUCCUAACUAUAAGAUAAGGCCAGGGACUAAUGAAAGUAUGUAGAAAAUUGGGCAGACUAGAUGGGCCGAAUGGUUCUUAUCUGCCGUCACAUUCUAUGUUUCUAUGUUUCUAUCCAACUAUAUUAGGUCGAGGCCUUGCUCUGGCAAGUUAUUUUUUAAGAGCCUUGUCUGCCUGGCGUUUUGGUAUUUUUUUUCUCAUUGUUACGAGUUACCAUAUUGAAUUUACAGGCUCCCUCUGCUCACAAAUGAUGCUGUACUCAUUUCUUUAUUGCGGGACACGUGAAUUAAUUUCCCCAUGGAGGACAUAGACAAUGUAUUCUGACAUUUAUCACACAACAGUUACAUAAAGCUCCCAUGCAUCUAUUUAUCAGACAUAAGAUUAUUGCAGAUAAUUUAAGACAAUAUAUGGGAGACAAAAACUCUUUUCUUUUUUUUUUCAUAAAGAGAGCAAUAUUUUAAUCAAAACGUUUGCACUGUUACAGGGAGUUUAUAGACCAGUACCACCCCCUUGUUUUAUCUUACAGUUUGUACUGUUACUUGGCUACUUUCUACUGUGCCUUCUUUUAUUUUAUUUUGCAGGUUGUCUGUGUUCAUUCAGUGUUGAAGUUCCACCUGUUGUUGAAGUUGAAAUUGGGAAAAAUGCAAUAAUCCAUUGCAAACCUACUUUUAGUGGAUCCCCCAAGUACACCUCUGAGUGGUUUGUUGUAAGUAUUGGCAAGUCUGUGUCACUCUUUGUAUUGCUUAUUAUAUAUAAUGCAAGCCUUACUGAAAUCUUUUUGUUUUGAUUUUUUUAUAUAUAGAAGUUAUUUAUGCAGUGCACUUAGAAUGGUGAAAAUAUAUGUCUGUCUUCUUUUCAAUACCUCCAGUAGGGGUAGGGCUGUAGACAACCUGGACCUUUAAUCACUAUAAACCAUGGUUUAAUACUUAAUGGGUUUAUGGCACUAGGUGACUCCAGGCACAAAAAACACUUAGGUGAGAUGAAGUUGUUAUAGUACCUUUCAUUAAUAUAUACUUUGUUGCUCUUGUCUGAUUUAGUUUGCUGCAGUUUUAAGGCAGACCAUGGAUCCAGGCAGCGUUCUUCAGUCACUAUAAUUUCUUUGCGAUCAAAAAUGCUGCCAUGCUUUACUAUAUUGUGAUUUAUUUGGGAAUUCAAAGCAAUUUUCACAUUUAUAGUGAAAAUAGAUGAAUUGGAAAAAUUCUCCAUAUCACCAACUCAUCUAUUUUGACCUAAAAUGUUAAAUUCACAAUGAAUUUACUUGACUUCCCGAUAAUCCACACUUUAGUGAAAAGCUUUGUUUAUUUUAUACUAUAGAAUAAGACACAUUUAAGCAGGAGGAGCCAGCAUACAAUGAAAGACAAAUAUGUGCCAUAUUUACUAAAACUGCACCCAUACUGCACCUACGUCACUUACUCACAGCACCCAUCACCCUCACUUAUAGCAGAUGAAGCAGCUGACAAUUACCAACAUGACACAUAGUCACAUAUUUGCAUCUCUAUGGCAAUGCUUUUGUAGGAAGACCAAUAUGUGUAUGCUUUAUUUAAAGGAACGCUAUAAUGUUAGGAAUACAAAGCUGUAUUCUUAACACUAUAGUGUCCCGCUGCCCCCCAACCCCUCCCGCAUCGAUCAAAGGGUUAUAUAACAAACUCACCUUAUUCCAGCGACAAGGUCUCUUGGACUAUAUCGUGAGGGGGAACCUAAUGCUCUCCCCAAUGGAAAGUAUUGAAUCAAAGCUUUUCUAUUGGGAUUUAGAAGACACUGGACGUCCUCAUGCCAAGCAAUAUAUAUUUUGCAUUAAAAGUGAAGCAAGCCUGUUAAGACUAGCAGGGUUAUUUACUAAAGUGGGAAUUCAAAGUGAAUUUCAGGUUUUAAGGCCAGAGUAAUCAAACUGAAAGCAUGGCUCACUUUUUUUCCAGUCCAGUUAUUUUGACCAUGAAUUUUACGUUUACAUUGAAUUCACUCAGAAUUCACACUAUAGUGAAUAACCCUGUAGAAUUUUGUUAAAUUGGUUGAUAAAAGGGAUAACUAAAUUUCUUUAGAAUUGGUAUUUUUCAAUGUAGGUCUACAUUAGAUAAUGUGCUAUAUUACAGAGGUGCAACAACUUGGCAAGCUUUGUUAUAUGAAAAUAACACUGUUUUUCUGUGAUUUAUGGAUAUCUAUGCCAAGCUCCUCCAUGUUGAUAAUGUGCCAAAUUAGAUGAUUCUCCUAUAGGUAUUAUUGGCAAUGAGAAAUGUGGUAUUUAAAUGCAUAGGGCUUCCCAGCAUAAUCUUCUGUUUCUGAGUGAACUUUUUCCCCUGUCUUAACCCACCCAGUUAGAUGAGAAUGAUGAUCUCCGACGCAUCACGUUCUUUGGCGACGGACGCCAAGUGACCGAUCCUGACACCGAGUACAGUGACAGAGCUAAAGUUAAAAGUGAUUUAACACUGGAGAUUAAAGGUGUCCGUCUGAGUGACGAAAAACAAUUCCUCUGCAGAGUCAACGCCGUGAAUGAAGGGACCAAGGAAGCCAAAGCCGCACUAAAGGUUUAUGGUGAGCGAGCUUGGAAACACUUCAAUUUUAGAUUCUCCUGCUCUCUCUUGAUAAUUUAAUCAACCUUUUGGGAGCAUACUUAAAGUUGGUUAAAGUGGCACAGUCUUGUUUUUUUUUUCUUACAGCUCUCCUUUCCUUGUACAUAUUGUAUAUCAGUGAUUACACGUGCCUUUAUUUAUAUAUUUUUUUUAUACUUUUCUACUUUGUGCCUAAUCUCAUUUCCUGGGUGCAGCCAUUUUGUUCUCAUCUAUCCAACAUGUCUGCAGUUUACCCUUCUGUGGGAUUAUUUUGCCUAAUGGCUUGUGGGUACAUUAGCUUAGUGACUGAAAUUUAACUUUUACCUAAGUGCUGUCCACUGACAAAGAUUUCCAAAGAUCGCGAUCCCCAGAGGAAAAAGUAGACGUUAUAUUUUCUAAAGCAAGAAAAAAAAAAAAGACGAGUUAAAAAAAAUAAAGAAAAAAAAUUAAAAUUGAGUGACAAAAAGCAGUUACUUAACAACAAAAUCUGCAAAAUUACAAUGCUGCUUUAAGCAUUACUUGGCAGAGGCGCUGUAAAAUCAGCAGUUAGUGAAUGUGACAGUGUAGGGAUGGUAAGAGCUUCAACUUAAUUCCCUUACAGGGACACUAUAGUCACCCAGACCACUUGAGCUCAAUGAAGUGGUCUGGGUGCCAGGUCCCUCAGGUUUUCACCCUUCACAUGUAAACAUAACAGUUUCAGAGAAACUGCUAUGUUUACAUUUGGGGUUAAUCCUGCCUCUAGUGGCUGUCUUCCUCGCCUCCAUAGCGCAGAGCAUCCAAAGGAAAGCAUUGAGAAAUGCUUUCCUAUGGACACGUUAAAUGCGCGCAUGGCACUUGCCGCGCAUGCGCAUUCGGCUCCAGUGACGUCGGACGGGGGAUCUGACGUCGGACGAGGAGGAGAGGUCACUAGCGCCGAGGGAGCCUGGCGCUGGAUUAAGGUAAGUGGCUGAAGGGGUUUUAACCUCUUCAGCGCUAUGGGAGGGGGACCUUGAGGGUGGCACCCUCAGGGCACUAUAGUGUCAGGAAAACCGCUUUGUUUUCCUGACACUAUAGUGAUCCUUUAAGUCAGGGUUCUCCUGCUGUUUGCAAAUGGAAGUGAAUGGCAGCCAUAUUGUAACUAAAUAAUAACCAAAAAAACAACCAAAUGGAAUUAGAAAAAAGAAAAUAUAUCACUAUUGUGAAGGUAGGGUUGGGCACAUUUGGGAUUGAGUUAUCAAUAUGGAAUAAAAUUAUUGGGUUAUUGUUAUCCUGACUCAGGGUUUGGUGGGCUGAUGGCUACAGGUGGUCUGCACUGGUCUUUAUCUGUGGAAAUGGAUCAAACUAGUUUAGUGGAUUUGGUUUGAGUUUAUUGAUUCGGGAACAGCUGAUUUAACAAAUGUUUAAAGAGCUUUGGUUCAUUUUACUACUGCUGAAUUACAGUGUCAAAACUGCUGAAAUAACCAAAUUAGUUUUUUUGUGAAUAACCAAAUGGGUUUUGCGUUGUCAACUUUAUGUUGAAACAGUUGAAUUUGGACAUCCAAUCUCCAUUGGGUUAAUAAACCUCAUAUGUUUAUUUAUACUUCCAAAUCUCAGGACAUAACGUUACCAAACAAAUUUUAUGUGCAUGGUGUGCUAAAUUAUUUAUUAUUAGAUUAUUCAUACUUGAUGCAUUUGUUUUGUACUAACAAGUUUAAGAUUAGUUGUUAACGUUUUGCCCAGUUAUUUUUGCUUUCUUGAAGUUAUUCAAACGGAUAAUAAGAUACAUUUUUAGAAAUACAAAUACUGCUAUCCUGUGUCUUUUGUUCUAAAAAGUGGUCUCAAGUACUAAAAGUAGGGCAAUCACCAUGGUAACCAGUAGAACAAACAGAUACAUUCCCUUCCCAUUCAUAUUUUAGCAUCACAUUUUACAAAAGAACACUGUGAUAAAUCUUUCCCAUUAUAUGAUAUUUAAAAACAAAAUCAAGUAGAACUUUGCAAGCACGCAUUUAAAAGAUUUCCGAUUCAAUCAAAUUUUGUAAGUGUCACAUGUAUGUAUUUUAUUGAUUUUUUUUUCUUUUAUAUUUUACGGAAAACAUUGUUUAAAGCCAAUCCAAACAGCCUAAAAAAUUUAAGAACUACUACCAAGAGAGCUGAUAGAAAUUCUUAAAUAACCUCCUUUUAAAAUGGUUUAAAAUUCCUAAUAAUGGCCGAAUGUGAUAUUGGAAUUUUUAUUUUUUUAUUUUUCUUUCUUUGUUUCAGAUUCCCCAGAAACCCCUGAACUCUCUUUAAACUUAGGGAUAUUGUCAGUCACUGAAUCUAUUGCAUCUGAGGUAACUAGAUGUCUCUUUUUUUUCUGUUAAAUCAGUUCUCCUGUCUUCGCUCUUUUGCAUUCUCCCUUGCUUCCUCUCUCUUUCCCCGUCUCUCUUUGUUUACAACGCUGACCUUUUGCCGCUUGUCUGAUUUGUUCCUAUUUCUUGCUCUCUCAAAGAUCGGAACUUGCAUCAGUCGGAAUGCAUAUCCAGCUCCAACUAUUGAAUGGUACAAAAAUCAUCAGCUGCUAACCCCACCGACUGAAAAGAACCCAGGUAUGUGAAAAAUGGGCAAAUGGGAACAGAGACAUAUUGUAACACAUUUUAAUAUGCUUAAAUGAGGAGAUUAGCAAGCAGUGGUGAGAGAAACCAUAACACAACAAAAAAAGAAGACAUCUGUAUGCGCCACUAGGAGGCUUAAUAGACAGUAAAAGAAGUAUGUAUGUUAAAAUAAUGAGUGCCCUAUUGUACGUGAAGCUAAUCUCUGAUGUUUCUUUGUAUGCAGACCUAUACAUGUCAUCCCGCACAAUAACGGAAUCUUCAGGAUUGCUUACGGUCUCCAGCACUCUAUUUUUGAGACCUACCAAAAUGGACACAGAUGCAGUUUUUUCCUGUAAAGUUGUGUAUCCUAUACCAGGAGGUGGUGUGAGACGUAUGGAGUCACAGGAAUUCAAUUUGACUUUGCACUGUGAGUGAGCCAAUCGUGCUAGAUCUCUUUUGCUUUUCCUCAGUCACUAACCCAGUGCUCCUUGACUUCCUUUGACAGAGACUCACAUUAGGUACAAAGGAUUAUCUUGGCGACCCAUCCGGCAAUAGUAAUAGUGUGUUUACUAGAAUUAAUUAUUAAACACACCUCAAUUAGGCUUGCUAAAGUGCCAGAGGACUCCCUUGGGAAAGACGUUGCUGCUACAUUAAAAAAUAUAUUGUGGGUAUUUACCUGGUCCAACCUGAAGGGACCCAAUAACAUUUUGGGUGCCAACCAUGGGUUAAGAAUUGCUGUGCUAACUAUUCCAGUAAUAUACAACUAAAUGUAUCCUCUAUAUUUCAAGAACUUUUAAUAUUGAUGUUUGUUAUUCCUCCUGUUUCACUUGCUAAUUUUUUUUCUUCUUUAGAUUACACAGAGAAUGUAAAGUUUGAAAUAUUGUCUCCACUGCCAAUUAAAGAAGGAGAUGACCUUAUAUUUCGAUGUGCAGGAGAUGGACAUCCUCCACCUUCAUACAUAAUUUCCAAGCUGAAGGUACUGAACCUUAUACACCUAUUUCUCUAGGUUUUAUCCAUCUUUCAUUUGUUCCUCUCUUUCCAACAAUGCCCCUUAAAAAAGUAUUUCUAUCACCAUUACCUUUAAAAAAGUAUUUCUUUCACCUCCGGUAACAAUAUCUUUCUUUUUUACAGGAUGACAAUGAGAUGGAGAUUUAUUCUGGUGUAGAGGGUGUACUGAAAGUCUUAAAUGUGUCUAGAGAGUAUACUGGAUCUUACAGUUGCCAGGCUAUGGACUUCGACUCACCACCUGAAGUUGUACUCACUCAAGAGCUUGAUUUGGUUGUGAAUUGUGAGUGCCAUAAAUGGGAGAGGGCAUCCACUUUAAGAUUUCAAUUCCACUUUCCUAUGUGGCUCUACAUAUUAUGUGAAGCCUCUGACUUGGAAAAGCCAUAUUUUAGGUUGAUCCCAUGCAGUCUUCUUCACCUUUCUCACUUGUUGUCUUUAUCUAGUACUCCUAUCCAAUUCCAUGAGUGCACCAUUUCUCCAUAACCUAGGCAUUGUUAGGGUAUUAGGUCCUAUUAAACUUUCUACUUUAUAUCCUGAAGAAUGCCAUACUUUUUAAAAACUCUGACCUUUAAUUUUUUUUGUUCUCUCGUUGUCCUGUCCAAUCCACACAUUACUCCUCAAAUUUUUAGUGCCAGUCACUAAUAUAUAAGUGAAAAUGUCUAUAAGAAACAUCAACACGGCCAUCAAGUGGUUCACCACUGAGGCUCACAGAAUGUGACCAAGUAUGCUACUGCAUUCAAAAAUAGUUUCCCUAAUAUUCCACUCUGCCUCUGUAAGCAGCAUCAAAACAUGAGCUGGGGUGGUGUGAAGCUCACUGACAUAGGCAAGUGGAGUAGUGGGUACAUGGAUGCAAAUACCUGUAGCAAUCUUCUGACAUCUAGUGAAAAGCCUUCCCAGAACAAUGAAAGGAUGUGCCAACUCCAAAUUAAUGCUCAUUAUUUAGGAAUUACAUAUUUGCUGAGACAUGUCUUUAUACUUUUGGUCUUAGAGUUUGUGUUAUCUUCUUCCCCAUUUCUUUCUUUAUAUGCAAGUCAUAACAUGGCUAUUAGUACUGAAAUUGGCAUGCUGCCAAUAAAUAGCAUUGAUUGUGUAUUGUAAUGUUUUGACAUAUUGCGCUAAAUAAGGAAUGUGUGUAUAUAUUAUCAAUCACACUUUCCUUCUCUUUGCUUUUCAUUACCGCUGACACAAACAGAUGUUGACACCCCGUCUCUGCUCCCUAAAGAGGACACAAUGGUAAAUCUUGGAGCUGACCUUCAGCUGACUUGUAGAGGAGAUGGUACUGUGACACCUCAACUUCGCUGGAAAAAGGUAAAAAAUUAAAUAAGAGAAAACAUAAUCCACUCUCUAAUUUUUAUGUUCGUCCCUAAUCCCCAUUAAUCAGCAUGCCUUGACUUCACUCACUGUUCGAUAUGUCACACGUUGUAACAUACAUGAAGCAUACAUCACCUCUUCUGUUACAGGAUGGUGCUAUUGUUUUUGAAGGCAGCAGAUACAAGAUACGCAACAUCUCAUACUCCCAGUCAGGGGUUUACACAUGUGAAGCUGUUUCAAGUAAUAUACCUGGAUUGACCAAAGAGAAGGACAUCACUAUCACUGUAGAAGGUGAGAUUUACUGCAUGGGGUGAUCUCAUUGUUAAAGUGCCUGGAGUCCCCUGGCACUGUCUCUUCAUUUAGUGCUAAACCAUUUACAGUUUUACAUUGAGGGUCUCCUGGUCACUCACAACCUUGACCACACUGAAGUGUGGCUAGGGAAGAGAUUACACUCUUCCUUUUAGUCAUCUCUGAAUAGGUACUGUGAUAGGCUGAAAUGUCUUUCAUUAGCCCAUUUGGUGUGGGCUUCUGGGUAAUAUCAUGUAAAAAUAAAACAUUAAAAACAAUUUAACACUGCAUGGAAAAAUGGUGUCUAUUUACGUUGUUUGACGAUAUCAGUUCCUUGGCAAAAUGAACAAGUAAAACAACAAGUGUUUGAAUCUCCCCCUAUUAGUGUGGCAUUUGGCAUCCCACAGAGCCUACAGUAAGCACUCAAUAACAUUCUCACCUAUGGGAGAAACCAUUUUGUAAGAGACAGAUUAUAAUAUAACUAAGCACGUUUUAAUUUACAUGAUUUAAUCAUGACAGUUUAUACACACUUUAAAUAGUACAUUUGAAUAAAUACCCUAAGCCAAACCUGUUGUUUAUUUUGUUUUGUGAAUAACCAAGUUCCCUAAAAGAGAAGUUAUUAAAAAAUAAGAGACCUUGUACAGUAGAAUGCGUGGAUUUUGCAAGCAAGCAAGGGAGUGGGCAUAUGACCACAAGUUCUCUUGACAACAAUGCAGUAUUCCCAAGUAAAUUCCAAGGUGUAGAUACAUUGACAAUGAUUGUAAACUUCUGCCAGUAGAUCAUGCUUCUCCUAGAAGAGGAUUAUGCAUUUAAUUAUCGUAUUAAAGUGAAUGAUGUUUUCGCUUCAUCAAGGGAUUCCACAACUGAAACCUGGAACUGAGACGUUUGAAGUGGCUGCCGAAGGGGACACGUUGAGCCUAACUUGCUCUGCUGUAGGACACCCUCUACCCGAGAUAAUGUGGAAUCCCCCAGAACUGAAGGUGAACAUCUAUCAAAACCUCCGUAGCAUUCUGAUAAUAGUGUACAGCUGGUAUCUGUGAAGUUUAGAGGGACGUGCACUUGCUCUCAUCUUUAAAGUUUUUAAAAGUAUUUACUUCAAAAAUGUUAAUUUUGCAAAUUAAGCAAUGUCAGUUGCCAUACUUACAGUGACAUCAUGUUUUUGUAUUUAAUAAAUUCACUGGGGACACAGUCAUUAGUGUACAGUGUACCCUGUGCAGUAGGUUUAGGGGUGAUUAUUGAAAGCUAGAGUCUAAUGGUUAGUGGGUGUUUAGGGGAUGGGGUACUUAGUAUUAGAAUUCUGAGCAUGAAGGUUAAGGAGAAUUUAGGGUUGUGGGCUAUCUGCCUUCAAGGUACUUUGGACCCCUUAACUACUCCUAAGGCAAAAAAAACUGCCUAACCCCCCUUCUAACUCUAAUAUUAAACCAGCAUCUCCCUUAACUUUGCCCUAUGUCUCUGUUUUUAAAUGUUUUGCUUUGGCACAAAGUUGUUUUCGGUGCAUCAUUUGCUUUCUUAAAAAUUAAGCAACAUAGCAACAAAUCUGCAGCAAUGCCAGCAUUUUAAAUUUGCCAUUGUGUCAGUGAUAUUGAACAUUUGUUUUUCAUGCUCCUGAAAUAUCUAUGCGUUUUAAACAGAUUUUGUUACUUAUUGUAUUUAUUAAUAAGGCUAUUGGUAGUUUUAUAUUUUUUAGUAUAAACCGAUUCAAUGUACAUGUGAUUCUUAAAAUUUUUAAGCACUCUGUAUCUGGUUGUCAUUAUAUUAAGUGCAAAUGCUUGCUUAGCAUCGCUAGAAUUCCGUGGAAUGAAAUUGUUAGCCCCCCCUGCAGUGAAAUGAUUGGCUCAUUCUUUAUUUAUGCUAGUGUUCAGACACUUAGCUAUGUGGCAAAUAAAGGCUUUCUCUGCUUUGUUUCUAUUAGCCUAUUAGUAGACACCGCAGUGACAGUAAGGUUUUUGAUGUAAGAUUCUUUAUUUGUUUCAAAUUUUUUACAAAGAUCCAAAAAGGGAGAAAUAAUAAACACAAAACAAAGGACAAUAAACAGUAACACAUGUAUAAUUCCAAUCAAAAGAGUGGACCCAAAGGUGCUGGGAAUAAGAUGUAGUCCCAGUCUGUCUUAUGGACUAAAAAAAGUGCAAUAAUGCAAUUUCGAGUUUCAUAAAUGUCUUCCUUAGUUCACUACCAUACCAUGUUGGCAAAUGUUCUCCACAUCAAGAAAGCAUUAAGAUGUGAACAUCUACUUUACAUUGGUCUAAUUUGUGUGGUCACCAAGUGGUCUCUGUUUUUAUACACCUUGAAUGCUUGGAAUUCUCUCUUUUUGUCGGUCUUCUUAAAUUUCCUUUAUUAGAUGUCUUGUGGCUACUGGUCAGUUGGUUCUACAUGUGCCAUCACAAUGGUUUGACCAAUAAGGAAUAGUUUCCGGUUUUGUCAAAGCUCACAGGGGUGCAAGAUUUUAUUGUAGUUUCCGCAAUGUUCUGUUCAUGAUUGGAACUUCUCUCUAUUUCAGGGUGCACAGUCAGUUUCUGGCAUGAAUGUGAUGAGUAAGGUGUCUGUAAAGGUCUCCUCCAAGCUAGCUAAAGGAGUUUCCUGCGUUGCAAAAAAUGUUCAUGGAUCCAAUGAGAGAAACUUCACACUUAACAUCGGUAAGUUUGAUUUUGGGGGAAAGUACUCUGGCUUCAAGAAUACUGCGGCUUUGAUGUGGUUGGGAAGACACAAAAAUAGCUAUAAGAAUUGCACCAUGGGUGAUGCCAUAAUUAUGACUGAAUAGUCCCAGGAUUACAAUAUAUUUUAAACAGUAAGUGUUUGUGAGGUUAUUAAUUGUGAUAGAGCAAAAUAUUUUUAUUUUUCUGAUGGUUAUAUGCUUCUCCCAAGUGAGUUAUUGAUGUUAAUGUUUUUUUCUAUUUCACACAGGAAAUGUGAUUGAUACCAGCUCUGCUCCUUCUCAAGGUGAAUUAGAAUAUUUUGGAAUAAGAACUGAUUAUUAUGUACAUGUAUAUACAAUGAACAAAAUUAUAAACGCAACACUUUUGUUUUUGUCCCCAUUUUUCAUGAGCUGAAUUCAAAGAUCUAAGACUUUUUCUAUGUACACAAAAGGCCUAUUUCUCUCGAAUAUUGUUCACAAAUCUGUCUAAAUCUGUGUUAGUGAGCACUUCUCCCAAGAUAAUCCAUCCACCUCACAGCUGUGGCAUAUCAAGAUGCUGAUUAGACAGCGGGAUCAUUGCAAAGGUGUGCCUUAGGCUGGCCACAAUAAAAGGCCAUUCUAAAAUGUGUAGUUUUAUCACACAUCACAAUGCCAUAGAUGUUGCAAGUUUUGAGUGAGCGUGCAGUUGGCAUGCUGACUGCAGGAAUAUUCAUCAGAGCUGUCGCCCAUGAAUUGAAUGUUCAUUUCCGUCUCCAAAGGCGUUUCAGAGAAUUUGGCAGUAUAUCCAACCGGCCUCACAGCCACAGACCACAUGUAUCCACACCAGCCCAGGACCUCCACAUCCAGCAUCAUUACCUCCACGAUUGUCUGAGACCAGCCACCCGGACAGCUGCUGCAACAAUUGGUUUGCAUAACCAGAAUUUCUGCACAAACUGUCAUAAAUCGUCUCAGGGAAGCUCAUCUGCAUGCUCGUCAUCCUCAUUGGGGGUCUCGACCUGACUACAGUUCGUCAUCGUAACCGACUUGAGUGGGCAAAUGCUCACAUUCAAUGGCAUCUGGCACUUUGGAGAGGUGUUCUCUUCAUGGAGGAAUCCUGGUUUUCACUAUACAGGGCAGAUGUCGACAGCGUGUAUGGUGUCGUGUGGGUGAGUGGUUUGCUGAUGUCAACAAUGUGGAUUGAGUGGCCCAUGGUGGCGGUGAGAUUAUAGUAUUGGCAGGCGUAUGUUAUGGACAAAGAACACAGGUGCAUUUUAUUGAUGGCAUUUUGAAUGCAAAGAGAUACGGUGAAAAGAUCCUGAGGCCCAUUCAUUGUUGUGCCAUUCAUCCACGACCAUCACCUCAUGUUGCAGCAUGAUAAUGCACUGCUCCAUGUUGCAAGGAUCUGUACACAACUCCUGAAAGCUGAAAACAUCCCAGUUCUUGUAUGGCCAGCAUACUCACAGACAUGUCACCCAUUGAGCAUGUUUGGGAUGCUCUGGAUCGGCGUACACGACAGCGUGUUCCAAUGCCAAUCUCCAGCAACUUUGCACAGUCAUUGAAGAGGAGUGGACCAACAUUUCACAGGCCACAAUCGACAACUUGAUCAACUCUAUGCGAAGGAGAUGUGUUGCACUGUGUGAGGCAAAUGGUGGUCCCACCAGAUACUGACUGGUUUGUGGACCGUCUGGGACCCAUCCAAUACAGUAAAACUAGACAUUUUAGAGUGGCCUUUUAUUGUGACCAGCCUAAGGCACACCUGUGCAAUAAUCAUGCUGUCUAAUCUUGAUAUGCCACACAUGUUAGGUGGUUGGAUUAUCUCGUUAUCUAUAGUGAUAUUUUCAGUAGAACUUUAUUGUUGCCAGUUUGCUCAAUGGCUUAGACUAAAUACCCAGUAAAUUUUAUUUUUAAAUCUUAAAAUAGAUUUAUAGAACAUGUCCAUGUGUGUUCCUAUUUUUAUUUUCUUUGAGAAAAAAAUAUACAUUUGUGUGUUGUAUUUUGACCAACUUAAUGAUUGUGUUGAUUUGAGUGCAUUACUUCCUGGAGCUUGUUAUCAAUAUUGAUUUUUUUCAUCUCAUCUCUUUUUUCCUUAUACCUUCUGGAGACUCAACAGUUUCACAUCAUUCAUCUAUGUUGCUACGAAAAGAUCUUGCUGUAGUCUAAGAUGUAGGAGAAUAUGUCUUAUGUAAUUUGUAUAUAGGAUUGCAUUGCAAUUCUCCAUUUUACUGUUCAUUGACUGCACCUUUCCUUUGUCCCGUACUCAUCUUUACUUAACUGAAAGCAUUUUCUCUUUUAUAGAACAGAGCAGCGGAGGAAGCAGUACGGCCAUCAUUGCAGUUGUUGUAUGUGUCCUCCUCCUCCUUCUCGUUGUUGCACUUUUCUAUUUCCUGCAGAAGAGAGGAAAACUCACAUGUGGAGGAUCAGAGAAGAAGUCCUUGUAAGAACUUCUCAGGGCUUACCUGGGCAAUGGGUCACAAAUAGGGAAAUUAGAAGAUAAAGUUGCUGUAGACGUGAUUUAAGAAAAAACAAAAAAAAACAAGAAGACAGGAGCAUUAAGCAUAAAUGGCAGUUUUCUUUCAAAAUAAUGUUUUCAACUCUCCUGUGUCCUUUGCUGACUAACUGUAGGGCUCAUGAGGAGAGCACUUACUUCUGAAACCAAACAUCAGGAGCCUUUCUCCCUUCCAAUAACAUGUUUAUCUGGUGAUUUAGAAGAAUAUGGAAUUCUGCAAUGCGACAGUGUAUUCCAUUACCCUAUGUACACAAGAGAGAUCUGACAAAGACCUCUGUUGCUGGCGCCAGGGAUAUAGUACUUUCCCUUCUACGUCGCCAGAUGUCGAAACCUGUAAAAAAAACUUUAGUUUUAUGAGAAUGGCAAACAUAUGUCCCAUAAACCGAAUUCUAGGCAUUUCAAAUAGUAGGACUUCUGCAUUUAGCGACCACCUUUCCCACGCUAGGUGGGGAGACUAUUUUGAUUGAAGAUAAAGCAUUUUUUUUUAUAUUCAAUAGUUAUUGUUAAUUUUCCCAGAAAUGGUAUCAUUGUGUUUACUGUUUUUCAUUUCUAUUCAAGGUUAAGUGGUGCUUUAUUCUAAAUUGUUCCAGUAUUAUCUGAAUUAGUCUCCUUCUCUAAUCCAGUUAUAUUACAGAUGAAUAGACAUCUGAUCCUAUAAUGUUGUACAUCGUUUCUGAGCCUCAUUAGUGUCCCUGUCUCUCUGUCACUGGAUGGCCAGGAUAAACCUAAAACAUCAAAAGUAGUUGAAAAUGAUAGGGAGCAAUAAUCCAUAUUACAUGAUAUGGUUAUUUAAAGUGUAAAUAAAGUGUUUCUUGCAGCUUAAUCAGUGAAUUUAUAUAUACCACAUAAAAGGACUCAACAUGUCUCAGAAAAAUAAGACAUAUACAAAGAUAUUGGUACAGUAUAAAACAAUAAAAAAAAAAAUCCAAAAGUACAAAAAGGGACAAGAAAGUUAUAAUAGUCAGUUAGAACAGCCACAUAAAAACUAGUUGGCUCAUUGAACUAAGAAAUGUGAUGGGUAGAUACAAAAUAUGGUAAAAUAAAACAUUAUACUAUACAGAAUGUUAAUCCUAAAUUGCAAGAGUGACUGUAUGUGCCCUUUGCCCCAAAUACCUGACUUUAUUAAAAGUAUACUUUGUGUAAACAGCGACACUAUUCUCAUAUAGUCUAAAAACAUUAAGACAUUUUCAGUAAUGUAAUUAAACCUAGGAUAAAAGAUAAAAUAAAUAACACAUUACUAAAAAUGUGUCUGGAAAGCUGUUGGCAGUUAAAUAGUGAUAGAUAUAAUCUGAAAGGUUCUGUGCACUCAUUAGACAUGCCAUAUUAAACAACCAGGAUUCUGAAACAGGUGCUGCUAGGGAAGAGAAUUUCGAGUAAGCGCCACAAAUACAUGUUUUGGUAAGCCCACAGCCUGACACAGUUUGUGAAUAGUCUAAUAUCAAUUGACUGUCAUUACUAUAUGUGUCAGCAUACAGGCAACGUAAUUUAUUAAAUCGGCCCUGUCCCUAAAAGUAAGAUUUAUCUAAUCUGCUUUUAUAUGCCUCCCUGCGUCUGAACAUCUUUUUUUUUUCUGAGUAUUCUAGCUUUCAUAAAAUACAUAAGUAAAAGUAGAGACUACUUUACCUCAUGUAUAGCAAUAAAGUUAACUACACUUGACAAUGGCCAAACACAAAGUUCUGUUUGAGUUGCCAAUCACAUCUACCCACAAUCCUCGGUAGAAUCAAUCCCACAGUAGAGCAAAGAGCAGAUGUCUAGGGCAGAGGAGAACAGCAGAAGGUUGAUCUUAUGGAUCAACAGCAACAACAUAUGUGAGGAAGGCUGAACUUGAUGGAUGCAAGUCUCUUUUCAGCUUUGUAACUAUGUAACUAUGUAAAAUGGCUGCACCAAGUUAUUGAAAUCUGGCACAGGAAAGAAAAGAUAUAAAGGCAAAACAGAAAACAUAAAGUCCAACCAUUAAAUUACAGGAGGUAUAGGGAAAGGGAAAAAAAUGGGGGAAAAAUAGUGUCUGUGGCGCUUCCUUAAAUAGCUAGUUAUUUAAACUCCUCAGUAAUUUGUGAGACAAUACACUGCAACCUUUAUGUAUCUUACCUACAUAGAUAUAUUUGUAUUAGUUUUUUUUUUCUUCUAUUUAUUUUGAGUGCAUCCAUCUGAAAGCUCCCAUUUUAAUGAUAAAUCAGUUUAAAGGGACACUAUAGUCACCAAGACAAAUACAGCUCAAUGAAGUGGUCUGGGUGCCAGGUCCCUCAGGUUUUAAUCCUUCACAUGUAAACAUAGCAGUUUCAGAGAAACAGGGUUAAUCCAGCCUCUAGUGGCUGUCUUCUGCGACGUUGGAUGCUAAAUUCGCAUCCAACGUGCAAAAUGUCCAUAGGAAAGCAUUGAGAAAUGCUUGUUUGAAUGCAUGCGCGGCUCUUGCUGCGCAUGCACAUUUCGCUCCACUCGGGAGCUGACGUCGGCGGGGGAGGAGAGGUCACCAGCACCGAGGGAGCCCGGCGCUGGAUUAAGGUAAGUAUUUGAAGGGGUUUUAACCCCUUCAGUCCAGUGGGAGGAGGACCCUGAGGGUGAGGGUCCACCAAGGAUUAUAUAGUGUCAGGAAAACGAGUUUGUUUUACUGACACUAUAGUGAUCCUUUAAAAUGUAAUAACCAAUAAACAUUUAUGUCGCAAAAUGUGAUGCUUGUUUCUUUUUGACCAUACCUUACUGUGCAGAAGUUGCUGUAGUUUAGGAUAAGUUGCUGUGCCUUGAAGUAUUUCCAAUUUAGCAGUACUUACAGUAGUUUGGAAUAACCUAUCCUACUUUGCAGUGGUAGUUGCAACAUUGUAUACCUUAGCUGACUUUGCAGCAGUUCGAUGCUUUCUCUUUGAGUGUCCUAUCUGAGGAGAUUUUCUAUCAGGCGCUCAAUCUCAGGUAGCAGAGAUUUACAGCCUGUGGUGCUGCUAUGUGAAGUUCUAUUAAUAAUUUUCUGUGAGUUCCAUACCUUGCCUUGGUUCAUUCUCUAUAGUUAUUCUCUUUCUCUUUUUAUCAUUGUCUACAGAACUCAAGACCCUGCUUCGGCUGAGCUUGCACCAGAGUUAAAAUCGGACAAACGACCUGAACAACAUGGCCUUAUUGGUUCCCCAGGAGGAAGUCGAUCAAUAGAGGUCAGAGUUCAAACAUUGAGGUUAUUUUAUAUUUGUUCACUUGACACUCUACUCCUGUUUACAUCUUAGAUCUUUGUCUUCUUAGUGUUAGCAAGCAGAAGUAGAGGUGGAGGACUUUCUUCUGCAUAGACAGCGAUCCUUUUUAUCCGUGGCCUGGAGCUCCGUAGCUGUCUACAUAUCUCCUGCCUGUGGAUUUCUGCUUACACUGCUACUGGCACUUGCCACAAAGUUACAAAAGAAGAAACAAUGCAAAGACUCGAUCCUUAAGAGAUUUCUCCUAAUGAUCCAAUGAUCCUAGGAGCUUCAGCUUCCCAGGAUCUCUUCUCGUUUUUUGUUGUUGUUUUUUUUUUAACAUUGGAAGUUCACAUACUUGGAUCUGUUGCUGGGUACUCGCCUUGACCCUCUAUUGCCUUAAUUGGUGGAUGACCGUCGCUGCAUCACGGACUACAGACCUACACUGAUUUUCCCAACUACUUGUGGGGUUUUUUUUGUGUACUUUUGUGUUGUUUUGUUUUUUUGCAGUUUAUUUCUGAAUAUUUGUUUUAUUUUUUAUUUCUGAAACCGUGUGAAUGACUUCCAUUAGCCCAUUGACUGAUUCUGCUCUCCAGCAUGCCUUGGGGUGGCAGACCAUUGUGGGCUUUAUAGUGUUACACUGGUUUUGGCCUGCCCUUCUGCGGCCUAUGUGUAUAUAAUGUAUAUCUCUAUGGUCAUUACACUGUCAAAUCUUGCCCAUGUCUCACUGUCUGUUCUCAUUAAAUGUCCUACAGACCAUCUCCUUUUCUGUGAUCUCCAAAUCAAUCAUUUUUCAUUUUUCUGCUAUAAAUUAAUUUGAGUGUUGACACACAAGAACCAAAUGGUGUUCACUAAAAUUUACUUUAGGACAGAUAUAUUGUUCUUUUCUUGAAAAUAAUUGCAUUUUUCACAAUUUUCAAACACAGGUAAGUCCGUAAAUAGCAAUCCUUGAAAUCUGUUUAUUUACAAGCCCUGAAGUGCUAUUGUUUUUUGAACAGCAGAUAGUGUUCACACUCUGCAAGGCUCUUAAAACCAGUGGAUUUGAUAACAUGUAAAUCUAAAUAUGAGCCUCCCAAUAGAUUAUACUACAAAAAGCCUGCAGGGACUGACUAUACUCACCAUAACAACUACAUCAUGCUGUGGUUGUUCCGGUUACUAUAGUGUCCCUUAAAAAAAACAAAAAACAUUUUAAUCCUAAAAAUAUAUAUAUAUUUUUUUUAUUUAUGUCCGUUAUAUGCCUUAGUAGGUUUAAGUUAUUGGUCGGUCUUUAUUAAACGGUCAAGCAUCUCUUUUAGACAACUGUCUCAUUCAAAAGCUUUAACUUUGAAUGUGUUAGUUGCCUCACUGUGCAGGUUGAAAAAGGCAGUUAAAUAUGAUAUUUUAUAAUGCUUACCUGCUUUUCUCUUAUGCUUUUCACACCCACUCAAGGGGGGACACUGAUCUAACCAAUCGGUGUUCUCCUCCCUAGGAAUGCUGAAAAAAGAUCACUGGGCAUGCCUGGUGGAUUUACACAUGCACAAUUGAAAGAUCUAUUCACUUUGCAACAUUCUGAGACGAGAGAAGUGAGGGAGUCUGAACAGUGCGGUACACCCAGAUCAGGCUCCGGUGUCAGGUUCUGUCAUUAGUGGAAUAGCCUGAAACUAAGAUGGAUGGGUAAUAGGGAGGUGGGGGAAGCUGAAGAAACUCUCCCAGCUAAGAGACAUGUCCAAUAAUGUAAUCUGACCAGGUUUAUAAACAUUUAUUACAUAUUU
Molecule: messenger RNA, 40554 nt
Organism: Pelobates cultripes (western spadefoot toad)
Lineage: Eukaryota; Metazoa; Chordata; Amphibia; Anura; Pelobatidae
Source: the annotation of a GenBank genome assembly